Messenger RNA from Carcharodon carcharias (great white shark), 1559 nucleotides. RefSeq names its product ubiquitin-fold modifier conjugating enzyme 1 (gene ufc1). The transcript has 6 exons. Lineage: Eukaryota; Metazoa; Chordata; Chondrichthyes; Lamniformes; Lamnidae. Gene Ontology annotation, cellular component: cytoplasm. The record is from RefSeq and is a predicted model, not a curated record. Gene Ontology annotation, biological process: protein K69-linked ufmylation. Bases 40 to 546 code for a protein of 168 amino acids. Gene Ontology annotation, molecular function: UFM1 conjugating enzyme activity.
UGCCUCUCUCUCUCUCUCUCUCUCUCUGUCGGAGGGAAGAUGGCGGACGAGGCUACUCGCCGCAUCCUGAGCGGAAUCCCGCUGCUACGCUCCAACGCGGGCCCGCGCGACAGCGAACGCUGGCGGGAGCGGCUGAAGGAGGAGUACCAGGCGCUCAUCAAGUAUGUGGAAAACAACAAGCGGGCAGACAAUGACUGGUUCAGACUGGAGUCAAACAAAGAUGGAACACGGUGGUUUGGAAAGUGCUGGUACAUACAUGAGCUUUUGAAAUAUGAAUUUGACAUUGAGUUUGAUAUUCCCGUCACAUACCCCACGACGGCACCAGAGAUCGCCAUCCCAGAACUGGACGGAAAGACGGCCAAAAUGUACAGAGGUGGAAAGAUUUGUCUGACAGAUCACUUCAAGCCACUGUGGGCACGCAAUGUCCCCAAGUUCGGCAUGGGACACCUGAUGGCCCUGGGGUUAGGACCCUGGCUCGCUGUGGAGAUCCCAGAGCUGAUCACUAAAGGCCUCAUCCAACACAAAGAAGGACAGGACAAGAGCUAGGAGGAGAGUGGGGUCUCCGGGAGAGUCUCCAGUGAGGCGAGUGUGGAGGACAUGCACCAGUACAUCAUCACCUGCAGCUUCCUGCCGGACUCCCGCUCAGCUCCUGGUGCUCUGUGUAAACCAUUCCAAACAUUGACCGGCCCUUCCUCCCAUCGCUCGCCCUUCCUCUUCCCCAUUCCCUCUGCCCCUCCCCCUGACGCGGGGAGCGGGGUUUCCCAGUAGCCGGGCUCUCUCUCUCUGUGGCCUGGCGCACACGGAGACGGAGACGCUCUGUGUGCUCCCUCUCGGGGUUGGAACCUGCCAGCAGUGCCUGCAACUCCUACCCCAUGGGCAAGGCAACUGGUCUCCAUCAUCACUGGGACUUCAACAGAAGAUUUGGGGAACACCUCACAGCGCAGCCGGCAGUGGAGGGUGGGGCGGUGGGAUUGGGAGGUAGAGAGACUAAACAGAGAGACUAAGUGUGAUUCCCGCCCCCCCCGCCACCCCCCCCACCCCCGCAACAACUCCUGCCCCAGGUUCUGUCAGCCAAUAGGGGCUUUUAGGGUAUCAAGGUGGCGAGGGACAGGCGGCCGGGGGAGUGGGGGACAGAGAAUUUAACAGAAAUUAUAUGUAAUAAAAGUGUGCAGAAUAUUUCCUUUACAGUUUGAAACAUUCUUUUUCAAGAUGGGAGGUUUCAGAGGCCCUGGGCUGACUGUGAACAGAAGUCAAAGUCAAGACACGCCUCUUUACUGAGAGAGCUUAUUCGCUUUGUUCAAUCUCUACACCCAGUGUCGGAGCUAUUCCCUGUUUCUACUCUUUUCAGUGAGCCCAUUAAACCAAAUGAACAAGUCAAGGACAAGUUCAAAGGCAGCCCCUUAAAGGAUACUAUAAAAAAAUAAAGACAAAAUCUUAAAAUAUUCAAAUUAAAACGUGAUCAAAGGGGUCAAUAAAGGACCCCAGCUCCCACAGCGCACAGAAUGUUCCCUAUUUAUACGUGCUCAAAGUACUUAAUAAAACAAAGCCCUUCACCUGUG